AGUACGUUCCACGAGCCUUCCGCAGAAGGACCACUAAAACCCCAAUCCCACCCAAAGUCUUCUUCCUCUUCGGCAUUGAAGUCUUCCAUUUUGAAAUUUCUAACACCAAAAUUUCCAUUUCUCUAUUUCCUUCUCCAUACCGAAAACCCUAAUUCAGUUAUCCAAAUUCAAACCACAAAAUGGCUGAUCCACUCCUUACUGAACCUCCACCUCCGAACCCUAAUUUUUCCGAUGACUUCAAUUCCCUCCCAAUUCCACCUCUCGAUCCCAUGUUCUUCUCCGCACAGAAUCACACCUCCUCCUCCUCCGACGAUCUCGACUUCGUUCUUGAGGAUAACUGCGAUUUCGAUAUCUCCUUUGACGAUCUCGACAACCUCUACUUCCCUUCCGAGUCCGACAACUUUUUCCUCCCCGACGGUCAUUUCGGUCGUUCCACAUCCGAUGUUGACCGAGUCACGUGUUUGAAAAAUGCUGAUACUAGCCCGGACGAGGUUAAACUCUCGGUUACGGCCUCGCCCGAGUCGGGAAGUUCUGCAAUUUCGGGUAGUCGCCAGUUGUUAGAUGUUGAAAUGUACCUGAAUUACUCGACAUCGCCGCAAAAUUCGGGUAAUCAGAGCUCGAAUUCGGAUUCUAAAUGCUGCGAGCCCUUGUCUUCUCAGGGAUCCGGGAAUUUCGGGUCGGGAGUUUCAUCCGGGAAUUCUCUGUCUCCGGAUUCGGGUAAUUUGGUGGUUGAGCAGAAAAUUAAGGUGGAGGAAGUGAACAAGAGUAUCUCGAAGAGGAAAAAAAAUAUUGAAGAGACGAAUAGCGAGUUAAGAAGCAGUAAAUAUCAUAGAUCGUCGUUGGCUGAUGAGAACUCGAAUGAGAAUAUGAAUGAGGAGGAUAUGAAAAGGAAGGCUAGGCUGAUGCGAAACAGAGAGAGCGCCCAGUUGUCUAGACAAAGAAAGAAGCAUUACGUGGAGGAGCUAGAAGACAAGGUGAGGGCUAUGCAUUCCACAAUUGCCGAAUUGAAUGGUAAAAUAUCAUUUUUUAUGGCUGAGAAUGCCAGUUUGAGGCAACAGUUGAGUAGCGGCAGCGCAAUGCCACCACCACCGCAGGGACACCCCCAUAUGGGAGUAUACCCGCCACCUCACAUGGCGGCGAUGCCUUACGCGUGGAUGCCUUGUGGUACACCUUAUAUGGUGAAGCCUCAAGGUUCUCAGACCCCAUUAGUGCCUAUUCCUAGGUUGAAGACUAAUCAGACUUCAUCUCCUGCUAAGGCUAAGAAGAAUGAUAGUUGUAAAACUAGUAGUAAAACUAAGAAGGUUGCUAGUGUUAGUUUUCUGGGCCUGUUGUUUUUUGUAUUGUUGUUUGGUGGAUUGGUGCCUCUUGUGGAUGUUAAAUAUGGAGGUAUGAGGGAUGGUGCUUCUGGUGGUUACUUUAGUAGUAGAUUCUAUGAUCAACACAGAGGGAGAGUUUUAACGGUUAAUGGGCAUUUGAAUGGAUCUCAUGAGGAUAGAAGGAUUGGAUUUUCCAAUGGGAAAUUUGAUAUUGGUAAUAGAGUACAUUGUGAGAGAGGUGUUGAAAAGAAAGAGAGAGGGUCACAGGCUUCACCUGGUUCAGAUGAGUUUGUUAAUCUGGGCAAUGCGAGUGAGCCACUUGUUGCCUCUUUGUAUGUGCCGAGGAAUGAUAAGCUUGUGAAGAUUGAUGGCAACUUGAUAAUUCACUCUGUUCUGGCUAGUGAGAAAACUAAGGCUUCUCAAGAGGCUUCUCGUGAGUCUUCUAAAGUGGAUAACAGGAGGGAGACUGGUCUGGCUCUCGCCAAAGCAUUGGCUAUUCCUGACAGAGGGAGUGGUGGGAGGCACUCAAAUGUAUACAGGAAUCCUGCUGAGCGACAGAAGGCUAUCUCUUCUGGUUCUGCUGAUGCCUUGAAGGACCACAUGAAAUCAACUGCAGCUGAUCGUAGACUGCAGCAGUGGUUCCAAGAAGGUCUUGCAGGGCCAUUGCUGAGUUCUGGAAUGUGUACUGAAGUGUUCCAGUUUGAUGUGUCACCGGCUUCUGCUUCUGGAGCCAUUAUUCCUGCAUCAUCAGUUGCUAAUAUUUCUGUGGAAGACCGUCAGAAUGCUACUCAUGUUAACAAGGGGAAGAAUAGAAGGAUUCUCCACGGUCUUCCAGUUCCUUUUACUGGCUCCGAUCUAAAUAUUAGCAGGGAACAUGUGGAAAGAAAGUCUCAGGACAGAUUUCAAGGUAAUAAAUCUGCUUCUUCCAUGAUUGUCUCCGUGCUUGUCGAUCCCAGAGAGGCUGGUGAUGGUGAUGUUGAUAGCACAAUCAAUCCAAAGUCACUUUCUCGGAUUUUUGUUGUUGUGCUUAUGGACAGUGUCAAGUAUGUCACUUACUCGUGUGUUCUUCCACGGUUUGGUACUCAUCUAGUGACCACUUAAUACUGGAAGUGGCUGGAAGUAGGGAUUGCCAACCAUAUCGACCACCAGCUGACAGUUUUGUAUAUAAAAGAACAAUUAGCAGCUUCUUUUACGUUAUUAACCUUUUUAUGCACCGAGUUUCCUAUACUAGCUUACUGUUACUGUUCUAAUCAAAGUAAAUCUUCUAUGAGAUCUGGUCAUAAACCUUGUCUCCAUCCAGCUUAAUGUUUAGUAAUUUAAUCUAGGUUCUAGGUCCUAAAGGAUGUUACUUUUGAUGGGCAGCAUAUGAGGGCUAACAUGCCAAUGCUUAUUAAAAUCUGUAUGGAUUAUGGGACAAUGUUUUUAAAUGUUCUACUUAAUAUACAGAUUUUGCCAAUUCUAAUGUU
Messenger RNA from Pistacia vera, 2782 nucleotides. Its product is annotated as bZIP transcription factor 17-like. The transcript is spliced from 2 exons. The record is from RefSeq and is a predicted model, not a curated record. Gene Ontology annotation, molecular function: DNA-binding transcription factor activity. Lineage: Eukaryota; Viridiplantae; Streptophyta; Magnoliopsida; Sapindales; Anacardiaceae. Bases 180 to 2417 code for a protein of 745 amino acids. Gene Ontology annotation, cellular component: nucleus; endoplasmic reticulum membrane.